AUGACAGACCAUUUGAAGUGCGAUUUUCAGACGCAGAAGCCAGAGCGAGAAGCCUGGCAGUUGACACCAGCAGCCAAGCAGUUGAACAAUGGAAAGCUGGGCAAGAUGAAGUUGCAGGCCAAACGCGAAAGCAUGCACUUGCGCUCAAUUGACCUCAACUCCGCAGGUUGGGACUCGGCUUUUCGCCACAAAGAUCAGCGAGGACGGUCAGCAGUCAGCUCAUCGCAAGCGAGGCCACCUUUGCUGAACCAGACCGUCUAUCUCGCCAAGGAGCUUGUGAAUUCCCACAUGGGCAAAGUAAGCACCACCAUCACCAAGGCCACUUGCUUCGUCGUGUCCUCGGACGAGCUUGUUGAAGAAGAUACCGAAGAGGUGCAGGCAGUCCAAGGGCCCAAGUUUCUUUUGGCUGCCAUGGGUGCGUGGCACCGCCCACACAACGUGCGUGCCAUCUACCAAUCUGAUAGAAUCUUCUCUGGGGCGGAGCACGGCGCAUGUUGGGACCUUGGUGAGUUCAAGGCCAUCGAAGAGACGGGCACGGCGAAGACAGUUGAGAAGGACGGAGUGGCGAUGGACACUGACAUCGGAGAGUUGAUGGAAAGGACCCACGUACUGGUGGACAGGUCGAAGGGCCGAGUGUACAGUGAGACAUUGAGCCAGACCGACAUGACCUCGGGCACCAACUCCUUCUACAAGUUGUACUUGUUGGAGUCCGACAAGGACUCAGGUGGCAGCUGCUACUGGGUGUGGAGGAAGUGGGGCCGAAUAGGCGUGAGCCAGGGAGGCACAAAGCUGGAGGAGUUCAAGAGUGACCAGGCGGCAGCCAUUCGGAUGUUCAGCAAGCUUUACCUCGACAAGACUGGUAACACCUAUGGGCACAAGCCUGCUGACUUCGUGCAGAAGCCUGGAAAGUUCAGCCGCGUGGAUGUGGCACACAAGGCGCUGCAAAAGAAGAAGGCGAAGACGGAUAACGAGGAGCCAGAGCCAUCCCAGGACGAAGUUCAGGAGGGGCAGCCGCUGGGUCAGCUGUCCAAGGGAGCCAUCGAGAAAGGCAAUGCCGUCUUGGACGCUAUCGAGUCGAUUCUGUCAGACCUGGCCGAAGGAGAGGCACUGAGCCCGGUCCAAAGGGGGAAAAUCAAAGGCAAGUCAGCAGAGUUUUAUGCGCUCAUUCCGCAUAACUUUGGCCUUAAAGCCCCUCCGCCGAUCGACACGCAGGAUUUGUUGGGGGCCGAGCGAGCUCUUCUUCAGUUCUACCUACGUAUGGGCUUCGAGGAGAUUGGGGGAGAGGACGAGGAGAAGCUUACUCCGAUCUCUGGUGUCAUGGAGCUGACGCUGCCCAGCACCCUUCAAGAGGGCUGCAAGGGAAUCUGCAGCAAGAAGGACGUGGACAGUUGCACAAAGAAAGGCAAGACUCUGGAGAAAAAGAAAGCGGGUAAGCCGCUGAAGCCCAUGAACCAAGAGCUCUAUGGUUCCAUUCUGAUGUACACUGGCAAUGCGAUCUACCAGGCUCUGAACAAGGCGCUGCGCGAUGAAGAUCGAGAUAAGGUUGGCUCUUACUUCCCAUAUUUGCGCAUGCUUUUCGAGGCAUGUGCAAGGCUGCCAAUACGGGAAGUCACACUCUGGCGCGGAGUUGGAGUUGACCUCUAUGACCAGUACAAGGUUGGCAGCACCAUCACGUGGUGGGGGGUUUCCAGCUGCACCUCCGAUGAGAAGGUGGCGAAAAACUUCGCCAGUGGCUGCGCCGGUCCGCUGGCCACUCAGAAAACCAGGCUCAGGCUCCAGGGACAGCGAUGA
Symbiodinium pilosum is the source of this 1791-nucleotide messenger RNA. Lineage: Eukaryota; Dinophyceae; Suessiales; Symbiodiniaceae. The record is from the annotation of a GenBank genome assembly.